AUAUUUACUAUAAUCCUUGGACUGAUUUAGAUUUUGAUCAAAUUGAUCAAAAACCUAUACCUAAUGUUUUACCUAUAGAAGAAAAUCUACCAACUGAACAAGAAGCAUUACAAUCUAUAUUUACACAACCUGACAAUACUGAAGAUAUAGAUGAUAGCCAAGACCCAUGGGAAAUAGUUGAAGAAACUGUAAUUGCUUCUGGUGAUAUACAGCACUUUUUAUAUCCUAAUUUACCUCUUCCUCUUCAAAACUUAAAUAAAGAUUUCUACAAACUCUGUGAGGCUAAAACUAAGAAAGCUCAGGAUAGACUACUUAAACAAGUUCAGAGAAAAGUUAAACUUUGCCAAAACAUGAAAAUUAAAGGAUUUGUAUUGACAGAAAA
Messenger RNA from Racocetra fulgida, 382 nucleotides. The record is from the annotation of a GenBank genome assembly. Lineage: Eukaryota; Fungi; Glomeromycota; Glomeromycetes; Diversisporales; Gigasporaceae.